Messenger RNA from Bradysia coprophila, 5968 nucleotides. RefSeq names its product Dpr-interacting protein beta (gene DIP-beta). Gene Ontology annotation, cellular component: neuron projection. The record is from RefSeq and is a predicted model, not a curated record. Lineage: Eukaryota; Metazoa; Arthropoda; Insecta; Diptera; Sciaridae.
CAUUUGGUGUUUAUUCGCGUAAGGCAAAAAAGUUUUUUUUUCGUGUGAUGCAGGCGAAUCAUUUUCCAAUUCUACCAAAAUAUCUUCAGUAAAGUGUGCGCGAUCGUGCCGUACAGUUAUACACCGAUAGAAUUCUAGUUACCAUCAGACCGCAAAAAUACGUUAAAUGUGAGAGGAAUGAAAAUAAAAGAAGAAAAAAAAACUCACCACACAGACAAACCCUUAAAACUGAAUUUUAAUUAAAAAAGUUUAAAAAGUAAGGCAACUAACUUUUUUGACACAAAUUCAAUGAUUUCAACAAUAAUUACAUUUUUCACGAAUAUUUUUAAUGGAAAACACACCGUGUAAUUACUUUUGAAGUCAACAUUGUUAUUUUUUUUUAUUUCUCCGGCAGAAAGUGUGAAUAAGGAUUUUAUUAGACUGAAAAUAAUAAUUAAACAUUACGGCAAAAACAUUUCGUUCCGCAUACAUAUCCGGGGCAAAAUACUGUAAAAAGAAACCCAACAAAAAAAAGCGAGCUGCCAGCACAGCUUCGAUACCGAAAUGAAAAUAUGUGUGUUAAUGUUCGGUGCAUGUGUUGUUGUUAAAUAAAAAAAGUUUAGCGAAAAAGCUAUUUUUGUUGUUGGUGUUUUCCGAAUGUUCUACGUUGGAUAUUGAGGGAAAAUAAUGAAAUCUUAAAUUGCUACACGUUUUGUGUUUACAACAACAAGCAAAAACGGACUCUCUCUACGUUUAUGCAUAGAACUCGAAACAACUUGAAAACCAGCUAUACCAAACACAUUCUUUUUCCGCAACGGACACCAUCGCCGUUACAUAUAUAAUACAAAAAUAUUUUAACAACACAGCACAAUAUCGAACCGCUUUCUGGACCGAAGGAUUUUUAUAAAUGAAUGUGCGCCAUAUGAUUCGGCAAGUGCAAAAUCAUUUGGGAUAAUGGAUAUUGCUGAAAUGGUUUGAUUCCACUUUCCAAUAUCCAUCAUCGUGAUUCAUUCUUCAAUACCUUUUUUUCUGUAUAACACGCCGUGUCGAACGAGUAUGCUGUGUACAAAUAAUGCGAAAUAUAUUUGAAUCAGGAUGACGAACGUACUGAAUGGAUUUGAUCGCAUUGGAAUUUUAAGGGAUAAACCAUUUACAAUCCGAAGAAAUGUAAUAGGAUUCCUGACAAUCUUAUUUGGCUUGGUAUUAUCGAACGUAUAUGCAGCGUCUGCCUUCGAACCUGAUUUCGUAUUUCCAUUAGAGAAUGUUACUAUUGCCCAGGGAAGAGAUGCGACAUUUACCUGCGUUGUUAAUAAUUUGGGAGGUUAUAGGGUGAGUGGGGACACAGCACUAGCUAGGGUUGCAUGGAUAAAAGCUGAUGCGAAAGCCAUACUUGCAAUUCAUGAACAUGUUAUUACAAACAAUGAUCGUUUAUCCGUAACACAUAACGAUUACAACACAUGGACACUGGUUAUACGGAACGUAAAAAUGGAAGAUAGCGGCCAGUAUAUGUGUCAAGUCAACACGGAUCCAAUGAAAAUGCAGACCGCAUUUCUGGAAGUUGUGAUACCACCCGAUAUAAUUUACGAAGAAACGUCUGGCGAUAUGAUGGUGCCAGAGGGUAGUUCAGCCAAGUUAAUAUGUAAAGCAAGAGGAUUUCCAAAGCCGAAGAUUACGUGGCGGCGUGAAGACGGCCGGGAAAUAAUCGCACGGAAUGGUUCACAUGGCAAGACAAAAGCACUUGUGGUCGAAGGUGAAAUGUUGUGGCUUUCAAAAGUAACACGAUCCGAAAUGGGAGCAUAUUUGUGUAUAGCAUCGAAUGCCGUCCCACCCUCCGUCAGCAAAAGAAUUAAGUUACAAGUUCAUUUUCACCCGCUGAUUCAAGUUCCCAACCAAUUGGUCGGAGCACCGGUUGGUACAGAUGUCACACUCGUUUGCAAUGCAGAGGCGUCUCCGAAAGCCAUAAAUUAUUGGCAAAGAGAGAAUGGCGAAAUGAUAAUCCCAAAUGAUCGGUACAGCAUGACCGAAACGGAUAAUUCAAUGUAUGCUGUACAAAUGGUGCUGAUUAUAAAAAAACUACAGAAAUCGGAUUUUGGCGGAUACAAAUGCAUAUCAAAAAACAGCAUCGGCGGAAUCGAAGCUACAAUACGACUGUACGAAAUGGAACUGUCGAAGAAAUCGAAACAUCAAAAGAUUAACUAUGAGGAUGGGAAUGAGGAAAGUAACAAUUUAUCGACAAAUGAGGAGUUCAAUGAAGACGGUUUAAUUAAUAAAAAUGGACGCUUGUAUAAAGGACUUCAAACUGGUGAAGCAGACAUUAACAGCAAAGCAAACACUCGACAACCUACGCCAUCAUUUCUAUUUGUUUUUGUCAUUUUAGCAAUAGUCUUUCCAUUGCCAGCUGUAAAUAUUUGCAGCAUUUGUAAUAAGAGAUUUUUAUUCAUGAGCUCAUAGUAAAUUUCAAUUAGGUUCUGUUUGCUUAUUUCGGUAUAUUUAUAAUAUUAGUUUGCUGGUAGAAAAUCAUUUAAUUGUUGAGAAUGGUUGGUGAAAGAUGAGAAGAGAGAAAAAAAAAACGGGGAGUAGUUCAGUUGGUCUCCAUUCUGUUUGAAAUUAAUUUUCGUAUAAGAAAAUAAUAUGCGAAAGCAGUAGGUAUGAAAUAAUUUGUUAUUGCACACUGGUAGCGGGAAGAAAUGUUCACAAAAAUACAGGUAACAUCAUACAAAUCAACAUCAAAUCUACAGCAAAUGGGCCUAUUGAAUAAAAGAAUCUAUUUUUGUUAAUUCGUUCGGCUAACGUUAAUAAUAUGAGAGGGGAAAACAACUAGAGAAAGUGGAAGGACAGGCGUGAAAUAGAUGUAAUAUUUGAUCACGUUUGACCAAAUCUUUGGUCAAGUAAAUAAAAUCGUCGGUAAGGUAGGUCAAAUCAACAGUAGUGAAGCCCAACUCCAUUGUAAGGUAGAUCGGGUCUUUGAUAACUUAAAUAAAUUCGUCGAUAAUUUACAGUUCAGCUGUUGCUGAUUCUGCACAAGUCUUUGGUUUACAAACUGUAGAUCAAAUCGUCAGUAAGUAAAUAGCCCGAAUCGUUGACAAAGAGAUACCUUUGUCUAGUUGUUUUCUCCUCGAAAAUAUGAAAAUAUUAAUUCUGUUGACUGGGUUGAGUUCUGACACUCGAUAAAAAGCAGUUUCAUUAUUUUUUGUUCAAAUAUUGCAAAUCCUGUGUUUGAUAAAUAAAAUUGAUCUACCGGGGUUCAAGUGCUCGAGUGUCGCUUAUUUCUAGACUUUCCGAAAAUUUGUAUUCAAUGACACAAUAUGUGUAUCAGCGUUUCGUGAAUAGAAAUUACCAGGUCGUCGGUUACGCUAAAUCAUUGUUAUGCAACGAUGGAAAUUUAUAAAGUUGUUGCAAAUUGAAAUGAAUUUGAUUUUGUCAAAAAAAAGAUAAUUUUCCAAACAAUGAACCAGUCGAUGAAAAUGAGCGAGCUCCUAAAUUUUUGUCAGUUUUGUUGAAAAUUUUAUUUCCAAAAGUUAUAUAUCACCAAGUUAGUAAAUCGCGACAAGUAUAAUGAAUUAUAUUAAUAAAUGUGGCUUGAAAAUAAAAUAAAUUUACAAAAUGAAGCAUAAUUACGACAAAAAAAAAAUUAAUAAAAUUGUUCAUGAAAUUAAUGGAGGAAAAUUUUUGGCAUAUAUUUAAAACAAAAUCGAUUGUUGGUGUCAUAUAGGUAUGAUAAUGUCGUCAGUUGAUUGUGUGUAAAUAAUAUAUAAUUUCUAUGUCGAAAAGUAAAAUUGAUGAAAACAGUGCUCAUUGUAAAUAAAAAUUAAAAACUCAAACUAGAUAACCAAACUGAAUUUUUACUCAUUUUAAGUAUUCGUUUGAACUGAUCGUCAACGAGACUGUUGUCUCAAGAUGCUUGCGGGUCGAAAAUCGUUUUUAACAUCAAUUUUUAUAAACUUUCGGGGCCGCUAAAUGUAAAAUACAUUACAAAACUCGGCGUCGCCUCGGAUCAGCAAAAUUCACACGAAACUGGAUUUUUCAACUUUUUAUAUCUUGUUGCGGCUAUUAAAUGAGUUGCGGAUGUUCGAUUCCAUCUGUCUAUGCAUUCAAAUAUGAAUGCUGGUAUCAAGAUGACAUACACGCUUCAUAACUGAAAAUCAUGCUUUUCAGAAACUCAGUGACGAAAAGUGAAAGUUUCGUUGCCUCUUACGACAAAAACGUUGUAUGCAAUUCGGUGAUAAAUGAUUUUUUUUUGGCACACGAUGUGUGCCUCACGAAAUACUCGCGGUGGCAUCAAUAACUAUUUCAUCGAGCAAACUACAUUUUUCCGCUCUCAUCGUACAAUCUUUUACACAACACGAAUGAAAAACACAAUGUCGCGUUCCCGUGUGAUUAUUGACGGAUUCACCUCGGUUAAACUCACGCAAUUUCCAACAAUCUGUCAUGGUCGAGCUGGCUUUAUAGACGCGGUACCGCUACUAUUAUCCAACUUCAUCACACAGAUUAUGUCUGAAUCUAGUGGCCCUUUGUAUUUCUCCCAGCUAAUCACAUUUACUUAAUUUGCGGUCCUCCUCAAAUGAAAUUUCAUUUCGAAUAUUUAAAAUUUCGUUUCGGCAUUUUAUUAACGAUGUCCAAUCUACUACUUCUCUUGCUUAAACGAUUUUUUAUUGUUUGACGGAAAAUCUUUUACUUCAUUAGGCUUAACAUACGUUUUGUUAUAUAAGAAGAUUCUGUCGAUAACAGAUGACUGGCUGUUAUUAUCUACGUCAUUCAUAAGUUUAUUUGAUCAAAAAUGAAGUUUGGUUCACAACAAAUGCUCUUUGUAAUUGUUGAUUCACUUUGUUCGCUCAUGCUACAAUUGCACACACUCUCUAGUUGUCUACUGAAUACUGAAAUCUUUUGAAAUUUUGUAUUCACCAAAGUACAGACCUCUAGUUAGUUGUACCUUUGAUGAAUUUGACCUAAUUUUAUUUUAUAUUUAAAUGUAGAAAAUGUGUCAGAUACCUGCAAACAAAAACAUAUUUAUCAAGGAAAUCAGAACUUCUUAUAAAUCCUUAUCCUGAAGUGCCAGCUUCGGGAAAACGCAAAGUUGUUUUGCCGUUGAACAACGCAUUUCUUUUAAUUAAGUUUCCAUUUUUCUCUGUUUCAUCUAAAUCCUUCAUCUCUUAUCCACGGAUUAGCAACCAUCCAGCUGAACGAAUAUAUCCAUCAUUAUCCACAAAUUUAUUGACAUCAUUCUUCAUCCUAAUCGCAUACGAUCCAGUCGUAUAAAAUGAUUCGCAUAACAAUAAUUCUGACAUUUCGAUGAUGCCACAAGCUUUAAGUAGAAACGAAAUGAUUACACACACAUCACACUGACUGAUAUGGUGUUGAGUGUUUUCCAAAUCCAAACCAUAUAUCCAAGUGUAAUGCAACCAUUAGUAUGCCCAAAGGGUACAACCGAAUGUGUUGUUGAUGUGUUCGUAUAAACAGAAAAUCCCUUAAACAUUUUGUGUUUUCUUUUCGUUUUCGGAGCUUUUUUUUGUUGUUGUUGUUGUUACUCUGUUUUGCUCUAUCGUUACUCUCUACAUAUGUUUGAUACAUUUAUUCAAUUCAAUUUCGGUAGAGACAUAAAAAUAUUAGUAAAAAUGAAAAUAUCUGAGCAUAAUUUUAGUAUAAAACAUUUCUUACACGGUUAUUGUAAUAUUGUAAUAGUGACGUCAUCAAUAUAAAUAUCGUUACUAAGAGAACAGAAAAUAAAUGAAUUAAUCGGAGAAAUGAUACCAGAUGGCGUUCCAUUGAUCAGCUCUUACCUGUGGAAUCAGUGCAGCGCCAUCUGUUAUCAUUUCUAUGGGAAUAAAUAAAUUAAUAAGUUAAAAGUGAAAAUGAAAAUCAAGUGCCAAAUAAUAAAAUAUUUGAAAAUGGCGCCAUUUAAUUAACUAUUAAAAAUUAUGGAUUUUAUACUUUAAGGAAAAUGUAAACUAUAUUCGACAUUGUUAUUAAUAUAAAUGAAUAAAUAAAUAAA